AUGGGUAGUGAAAGUGAGAUGAUCCCAUGUCUGGAUUUUUCCAUUGAUGAGUUGGGAUCAGAGGAUAUUGGGAGAGAAAAAUGGGAAGAAUUGUGUAAGAAAGUAAGAGAAGCAUGUGAGAGUUAUGGUUGUUUUCUCUUAAUAUAUGAUAAGAUCCCAAAGGGUCUAUGUGAAGACAUGUUUAUAGGCAUAAAAGCCUUGUUUGAUUUACCUGAAGAAACCAAGAGGAAGCACACAAGCCCAAAGCCUUACAGGAGCUACAAUGGUGAGUGUCCCGUUAUUCCUCUCUGUCAAAGCUUUGGGAUUGAUGAUGCACACCUCUCUGAUACUGCUCAGGCCUUCACUAACCUCAUGUGGCCUCAAGGGCACCCGGUUUUCUGUGAGAUACUGAAGUCCAUGAGCUCAGAGAUGCUUGAACUGAGUUUCCUCAUCAUGAAGAUGAUUCUCGAGAGUUAUGAUCUUCCAAAGCAAUACACUUCGGAUAUUGAAGACAUGAAGAGCACUAGUAAUUUUAGGAUGAUAAAGUACAAAGUUCCUGAAAGCGACAAAGAUUGUGAAGCUGCCUUGUUGCCUCACACCGACAAAAGUGCCUUAACCAUUUUAUGCCAAAAUGAAGUUCAGGGUCUUCAGGUGCUAACCAAAACAGGUAAAUGGGUUCAAUUGGAGAUACCCCAAGAUGGCUUUGUUGUCUUUGUUGGUGACAUACUCAAGGCAUGGAGCAAUGGGAGACUUCAUGCAGCUACACACAGAGUGAUGAUGAGUGGAGAUCAAGAGAGGUACUCAUUUGGACUAUUUGCAGUGCCAAAGGAAGAGGUGAAGAUUGAAGUGCCCCCUGAAUUUGUGGAUGAAAAAAUGCAUCCUCUGCGUUAUCGACCAUUCAAUUAUGGGGAGUACUUCCACUACUUUGUUUCAACUCUCAAGGAAAAUGCACUUGAUGUUUUUGCAGGCGUUUAA
Gastrolobium bilobum is the source of this 954-nucleotide messenger RNA. RefSeq names its product probable 2-oxoglutarate-dependent dioxygenase AOP1. Lineage: Eukaryota; Viridiplantae; Streptophyta; Magnoliopsida; Fabales; Fabaceae. Gene Ontology annotation, molecular function: dioxygenase activity. The record is from RefSeq and is a predicted model, not a curated record. Bases 1 to 954 code for a protein of 317 amino acids. The transcript is spliced from 3 exons.